AUGGUAGAAAAACUUGAAAACACCAGUAAAAAACUGGAUCCAGAAAUCGACAUCAACAAUGCAAAGUUAAUAACAGACAAGCAACACCCCGAAGUGGAAAAAGGACAAGCAUACAAAGACAAAGAAACUCUAAAGAAUGUCCUCAGCUACUACGCAAUCAAAAACAACUUUCAGUACAAAGUGUGGAAGUCAUGCUCUCAAGAGUACAGUCUGAAAUGUGUUUACGAAAGCUACAAUUGGUCACUACGAGCAUCGAGAAAUGGCCCAACAAACACAUUCAUAAUCAGGAGGUUCUCAAAUAUGCACACAUGCCCCAUAAAUAUUAGGCAUGAAGACCAAAGGCAAGCAACAUCGAAACUGAUAGGGGAAUGCAUAAAACCGAAGUUCUUGAACAUAAAGACAAAGGCAACACCGAUGGACAUAAAAGGGGAGUUGAAAUACAGAUAUGGCAUCAAAAUGAACUAUAUGAAAGCUUGGAGAAGUAAGGAACAUGCAGUAAACGACUUGAGAGUUAAUGCUAGUGACUCGUACAGCCUAAUACCGAGUUUCUUACACAUGGUGGAAAAAACAAACCCUGGAUCAUUUGUCGAUCUGAAACGGUAG
Cannabis sativa is the source of this 603-nucleotide messenger RNA. RefSeq lists its product as uncharacterized. The coding region runs from base 1 to 603 and encodes 200 amino acids. NCBI's taxonomy places the organism in Eukaryota, Viridiplantae, Streptophyta, Magnoliopsida, Rosales, Cannabaceae. The record is from RefSeq and is a predicted model, not a curated record. The transcript has 2 exons.